Messenger RNA from Cinara cedri, 156 nucleotides. The record is from the annotation of a GenBank genome assembly. Lineage: Eukaryota; Metazoa; Arthropoda; Insecta; Hemiptera; Aphididae.
AUGCCUAUAACGUAUCAUAGUUUACGUUCAUUUUCAUCUGACUUGUCGUUGACCGCAGUCGUUGUAACGGAUAACGAAGAAAUACGUCAAGCGCUCAAAUCUUCCUAUGAAAGUCUUGAUUUAGAUAAUAGUGAUGCAGAUCCCGACUUUAUUUUG